Messenger RNA from Durusdinium trenchii, 1830 nucleotides. The record is from the annotation of a GenBank genome assembly. Lineage: Eukaryota; Dinophyceae; Suessiales; Symbiodiniaceae.
AUGCCUAGCAGAGUUUGGCCCAAUGGGAGGCUCUAUGUGAGGAACCUGCCUGGUUGGUGGAGGUGGAAUGAUGUGGAAGCCUGGGUGCUCUCCUUGGACAUCCCGAAACCUGCUUGGCGCAAGGCGUUUGAAGGGGAGGACUUGUCGAGUAGCUACAUUCACUGGCGCAAUGAGAAGCAGGAGCCUGCAGAGGAAGAAGAGGUACAGGAGGAAGAGGACAAUGAAGAGAUGGCAUGGUACAGGGAAGCUGCAAAAGAGGAGGUUGGAGAAGAAGCGCAAGAAGGUGAGGAGACAGAAGAGGCAGAAGAAGAAGCAAAAGAAGGUGAGGAGACCCAAGAAGGGCCGACAAUGGCCUUACCAUGGCUUCAGGAGGGGCAUCAACCUAGCAGGUACGUCCACGCGGUCUCCGCGGAGCAUGACCUGGGUCUACGUGAGUUCCGCGCUUCGGUGAGUGUCAUCACCCGACGAGGAGCGCGGAUCAUGGAGCGCGCCCUCGACGAAAAGAGAGCUUUGCGCUUGGCUUCAAUCUCUUUGUUGUCCAAGACGUUGGCCGGACGCCAUCCGGAGUAUUUCUACGAGGAUAUUUCUGAGAAUGUGGAGCAGCCAAUUUCCUUGGAGAACGGGCUCUACAUGGUCCAGCAACGCAGGGAGGUAGCCUUGGCCAAGUUGGGGGUCGGAACGCGAGUCCGCACCUUGAAGACCGAGAAUGGAAAAUGGUUGCCAGCCAUAGUCGGUGCCGGCCACGAGUGCUAUGAGUACGACACCCCGGGAUGGCCGCCCUACGCGCUCUUCAAAGUGGAGCGAGCAGCUGCUGAGCGUGCUGAGCGUGUGUUCCAAGACGCACCUGAUGAACAGUCUUUGCAAUCUGCACAGGCCGGAGGGGGCGUUUGUCUUCUCCCCUUUCGCUUGAUCAGCUUUGCCACUCGGUUCGGGAAGGCUGAAGGCCAGUCCUUCAGAUUGUGGGGCGGCACGGUGGUGGCGCCAGGAGGGUCCAGCGAUGAUGAAGAGUUUAUUGGCUACAAGGUCUUGGUCUUUUGCCUGACCAUCCUCACCGUUUGGAGCGCGGACCCGCAGGUCUUCCACAAGGAACGCCUUGACUGGAUUGGUCGACCCGGAAAGCACCCGGUGCUGGUGCCCAACCACAUCAGCAUGCUGGAGGCCUUCUACUUGGAAUACCUCACCUGGGGCAUGUCAGGCUGUGUAGCGAAGAGUCAGUUUGCCAUCCCCGGGGUGCGCUCGGCCACGCAAUUCAGCAACGCCGUGGCUGUGGACACCAAGGACAAAGAUGUGAAACAGAAGGUGAACGAGGGCAUCUUGAAGUUCGUCCACAACGAGCCGGACGAGAAGGGCCGCUACCCCUGUGGUCGAGCCUUCGUGAUCUACCCGGAAGGCAUCACCAACAGCCAGCGAGGCCUCUUCCGUUUCAACACGGGCGCCUUUGCCACGGGUAUGGCUGUGCAGCCGGUGGUGCAACGAUUUCCGUACAAGUACAUGAAUCCCGCGUGGGUGUCAGACUCGCGCAUCUCCCGCGGGAACGACCUCCCAUGGAUGAUGCUUAGAGUCAGACGUCGACGUCGCCUGCGCAGGCAGGUGAAGAUCUGUGAGAUCUGGGAGCCCAUCGAAGCCGAGCGAAACGACGCCGUGCUCUAUGCCUCGAACGUGCCCCUCGUUUUUCUUUGUGCAAAAGGAGUGGUUGGCCGCUGUGUGUGUGUGUGCAACAGCGCAAGAGUAGGGAACAGGAAGAGGCCGCUGUUUUCUUGUUGGACAUCAAGGAUCAGAUCUUAUCGAGGGUUUAUCGAGGGUUACCGUCCGAAUCUUAGGGCAUUGUGA